GCGCGGAGAGCUGCUUGUCGCGACCGUUGCCGUGCGGUCCUUGCGGACCCGCGUCCCUCUGCUCCGUGGGCGAUGGAUGUGUCGAGGGGCUUCUUCGGCAAACUGCGCUCCCUGGCCCUCACUCUAGAGAGGGAGGCGAAGCAGCUGGAGCGGGCGCUGCGCGGGGAGGACGCGGACUAUGAAGAGGAAUCUCCGAUGAGGGUUUUGCACGACCUACACUGCGAAAUCAGGGCUCUGAAGGAAGAUGCUAAUGCUGCUCUUGGCAAGAGUUCCUCUGAAAGGCAAGAAAUUAAUGACUUUAUGAAGGCAAGUGAGAUAUUGAUGCAAAGAAAUGCAGCGGAUCUUGCAAAAAUAAGAGAGCUAUUCCAGAAAUACGGCUACAAACCACCCGUCGAAGUCCCUACAGAGGAGCAACAAGAGGAGGCGAAUGGUGAUUCGAAGGCAUCUGACCAGAGUAAAUCUGAUCAGGAAGAAGCAGAUGAUGCACCUCCUCUUCCUGCCUGUGCUGAGAACCCUCCUGUGCCCGGAGACCCGCUGCGGAGCCCCCAGCUUUCUGAUUUCGGCCUAUCACAGUAUGCUUUCUCCAGGCCCUGGAGUGCAUUACAUGGACAACAACGUGCAGCAAACGCCAGUCAAGAAAAUGCAAAGCACACAACUCCCCAGAAAACGCAGGCCGCCUGUGUUCUGCCCAAAACACCCAAAUGCAUGCUAAAGAUGGACGACUUUGAGUGCGUUACACCGAAACUGGAACACUUUGGCAUUAGUGAACACACCAUGUGUAUGAAUGAAGAUUACACCAUGGCACUUAUUCAUAAAACUGCCCAGUCAAACAACUUAGUUAAAAAAGGCGACGAUGAAGUGAAUGUAGCAAAAAAGCCACCCAGGGAAAUGGCAGUUACUCCUGAGCCAAAAACAAAAGCAGCAGAUGAGAGCGCAGCAGACUGUAUGGCUUCUCCUAUGAUACCCGUGUUCUGCACACCUGGUGUGAAAAUCCCUCCCCGAGCAGACAGUGCAGCGUUAGCCAAGUCACCAGAAAGAGACAAAGUGCCUCUUCCCAGCCAUGCAGCAACGCCGCCACCUCCGGAUUUUGAAGCCAGGUGGAUGACAAGAGAACUUAUGGAAAUGCAAGAGGAGAAGAUCAUGUUGGUGACCAAAAACAAUGCAACAGAGAAACAAAACAUAGAAGACGGCAUUCCUUCUGCUGUGAGCUCUGAUGAGUACCUCAAACAUUUGGGGAACCCAUCUCCUCCCAAAAUAAAACAGUACGACCAUUUACUCAGCACUCCUCCACCUCCAGAAAUAACAAGGAUACCAGAUGAUGUACUACAGAUUCUGUCAAAGUAUAACCAUAAAGUGGACUCUUCUAUAUCUAAGAAAAUGGAGACUAAGGCAGGAGAUGCUGCAGGAUUUGGAAGUGAUUUCAGUGAUUACUGCAACAAAGAGAACAGAGGAUAUCCUGAUUUUUUCAAGUCAGACAUUUGAAAUCAAGCUGAAGACUAUUUCACAUUCAUGGAUCUUAUCAGUGAACCAUGGGGAGCUCAAAAAGCAAGAAAGAAAUACUGUGAGGAAGGACCCACAAAAGGAAAAUCCCUUUUUUUUUCUGGAGAAAACUUGAUGUGUAUUAACUUGCUUGAACUAACAAUUGUGUGGUUUAAUUUUGUGAUUAAAAUUAGUAGCAAAGUAGAUUGGGUUUUGGUUGUUCUAAUAUUGCUU
Molecule: messenger RNA, 1713 nt
Organism: Lagopus leucura (white-tailed ptarmigan)
Lineage: Eukaryota; Metazoa; Chordata; Aves; Galliformes; Phasianidae
Gene: SKA3
Product: spindle and kinetochore associated complex subunit 3
Exons: 9
Coding region: 73-1482 (469 amino acids)
Biological process (GO): mitotic cell cycle; chromosome segregation
Cellular component (GO): spindle microtubule; outer kinetochore
Source: RefSeq, a predicted model, not a curated record